AAAAAGGAAACAAAAAAACAAACCAAAAUGAAGAGGAAAUUAUCGUCGCUAUUCAGAAUUGGAAUGGAGGGUCGAUUCCAAGCGAAGGGCGAUGAAGCAAGUGGGAAUGAGCAGAUCACAAUGAACAGCAAAAGGCCGACAAUGACGCUCAACGUCAACGGCCUCUGGGACGUUGUCCCACGUUUAGAUCACUACAGGCUUAGUAGACGAGCGAAGCGUCCAUCUCUCGCUGAGCUACAUGAGGGAAACCCCGCUAAGGACCCAAUAAAUGCAGCUAAUGUGGAGGCAGGUUGGGCCCCCGUCGGGGCCCCGAUCGUCCAACAGCACGAGGGCAUAAAACUUGGCUGGAUCCAAGGUGUCCUCAUACCUUGCCUCCUCAACAUCUGGGGCGUCAUGCUGUUCCUGCGGUUGUCCUGGGUCGUAGCUCAAGCCGGAAUCCUCCACUCCUGUAUCAUCAUCGGCAUAUCAGCUCUUGUCUGCGUCAUCACGACCCUCAGCCUCAGUGCAAUUAGCACUAAUGGGGAAGUGAAAGGAGGGGGUAUUUAUUUCAUAAUAUCGAGAUCUCUUGGUCCGGAAUUCGGUGCCUCGGUCGGCAUCGUCUUCGCCUUUGCCAAUGCAGUCGCCGCUUCCAUGAAUACAAUAGGCUUCUGCGAUUCAUUGAACGAGCUACUUAAAGAGCAUGGAUUGAAGAUCAUCGAUAACGGAGUUCAGGAUGUGAGGAUCAUUGGAGUCGUGGCUAUUUUGGUGAUGAUCUUCAUAUGCGCUAUUGGAAUGGAAUGGGAGUCCAAGGCUCAGAAUUUUCUCAUCGCAAUAAUUGUUGGUGCUAUCUUCGAUUUCCUGAUUGGUGCUUUAAUUGGUCCUAGAACUGUUGAACAGGAAGCUUCAGGAUUUGCUGGAUUUUCUGGUAAGGUAUUCCUGGACAACUGGCUGCCCGACUACCGCUACUCCGAGGGAAGCAAUCAGACCUUUUUCUCCGUGUUCGCGAUAUUCUUCCCGUCGGUGACGGGCAUUCAAGCCGGCGCCAAUAUAUCCGGUGACCUCAAGGAUCCCGCGAGCAGCAUACCCGUCGGCACUCUUCUGGCCCUCCUCAUCUCCAUGAUCAGCUACGUGACGUUCGUGCUGUUCGCAGGUGGGGCUGCCCUGCGCGACGCCAGCGGACUCAUCGCCAACGGCACCGCGCUCCCCUGCUUACCACCCGACUGUAAAAGUGGACUCUACAACAGCUACGCGAUGAUGCAGUUAAUGUCAGUCUGGGGUCCAUUCAUCUACGCGGGUUGUUUCGCCGCGACCCUCUCGACGGCCUUAACGAAUUUACUGUCGGUCCCCCGGCUCAUACAAGCCUUGGGUCAAGACCGAAUUUACCCGGGCUUAAUCUACUUCAGCAAAAGUUAUGGGAAGUCUGGCGAACCGUACCGAGGCUACGUGCUCACCUUUUUCGUUGCUGCUCUCUUUCUUCUCAUCGCAAAUCUAAAUGCAGUGGCACCCCUAAUCUCGAAUUUUUAUCUCGCAUCUUAUGCUCUCAUCAACUUCUGCACAUUCCACGCAGCGCUCGUACGUCCGCUGGGUUGGCGACCGACAUUCAAGUAUUACAACACGUGGCUCUCACUUCUGGGAUUCAUCGGUUGCGUAGCAAUUAUGUUUCUAAUCGAUUGGGUAACGUCACUAGUUACGUUCGUCAUCAUAUUCGCUCUCUAUUUGAUAGUCGUCUACAGGAAACCAGACGUCAAUUGGGGAAGUAGUACACAAGCGCAAACAUAUAAAACGGCCUUAUCCAUUGCUUAUAGACUGAAUUCCAUAGACGAGCACGUGAAAAAUUAUUGUCCCCAGAUUUUAGCCCUCACGGGAGCACCAAACGCCCGACCAGCGUUACUUCACUUAGCUAAUCUAAUUACCAAAAACAACUCGUUACUCAUAUGCGGUGAAAUUUACCCGUCGCGGAUGUCGUAUCGCGUGCGCUCGGCUCAUCUUCGAGGUGGCUACGCCUGGCUACAACGACACCGAAUAAAGUCCUUCUAUCAUGUCGUGGAGGAGCUGAGUCUGGAAAAGGGAGCCUCGGCCAUGAUGCAGACAUCCGGAGUUGGCAAGCUGGCGCCUAACGUCGUCCUCAUGGGCUACAAGACCCAUUGGAGUAGUUGCAGCUACAAGGAGCUCCAGGAAUACUUCAACGUGCUACACAAUGCCUUCGACCAUCGACUGGCGGUGGCGAUCCUACGAAUCGCCGAGGGUCUCGAUUGUUUGGGGAUCGGCAGCAGUGGCAGCGCCGAGGACGAUCCGCAACUCGUCCAGAGCAGCUACGACCUCGCGGGCAACACCCUGAUGCACGCCGACAGCGACCUGUCUAUGAGCGGACGCGGCAUCGCUCGAGUCCAAAGUGUCCCGACCAUAGGAACACAAUAUAUUCCUCCGGAAUCUACUGCGCCAAUGCGAGAUUCUCCAACUCAUUGGAACGCUCGAGAACAAUUGAAGAACAAAAAGAGACACAUUGCUGAAAAAAUGUUAAUGAAUAGUAAACAAAAUGGAUUGCCAGUGGUACCAGAAUACAUGACAAUUUUCCAAAAGAAACACAAAGCCGGUACGAUCGAUGUUUGGUGGUUAUAUGACGAUGGAGGUUUGACUAUACUACUGCCAUAUAUCAUCAGUACCAGGACAAAUUGGGAGCAUUGUAAAAUGAGAAUUUUUGCUCUAGCGAAUCACAAACAAGAUAUCGGUGCACAAGAGAAAGAAAUGGCAGAAAUAAUGAUGAAGUUCCGUAUAAAAUAUACCAGUUUGAAAAUGGUUGAUGACAUAAGUCUUCAGCCACGUCAAGAAACUCAAAAUUUUUUUGACAAAGUCAUUGGGGAGUUUCGAAAAAAUGACGCCACUGAAAACGCAGAAUGCAUUGUAACUGAUACAGAACUUCAAAGUUUGAGAGAAAAAACAUAUAGACAAUUGAGGCUACGAGAAUUGCUAUUAGAAAACUCCAGUCAAUCUACGUUAGUAGUUAUGUCGUUGCCCAUGCCAAGAAAGGGCGCAGUCUCGGCGCCGCUUUACAUGGCCUGGCUGGAGGCCCUCACCAGGGACAUGCCACCCACGCUCCUCAUCCGGGGUAAUCACUCGUCCGUGCUUACAUUCUAUUCGUAGUGCCGGGGGUCUGGACCAUCCCUAUUCAAUUCUUCUGCCCUUCUGUGGACCCUUCGUUGCGUAUUAGCGCGCCUGUCUUGCGCUCCUAAGCUCCAUAGUUAUUACUUUACGCGCUACAACACAACCAUUUGAUUAUUUUUCAUCUUCGACAGACUUGUGUUCUUUAAAAUCAAUUUGUUUGUAUUGGCAUAUUGGAGUUGUAUU
Messenger RNA from Ceratosolen solmsi marchali, 3324 nucleotides. RefSeq names its product sodium potassium chloride cotransporter (gene NKCC). Gene Ontology annotation, biological process: chloride ion homeostasis; sodium ion homeostasis; potassium ion homeostasis. Lineage: Eukaryota; Metazoa; Arthropoda; Insecta; Hymenoptera; Agaonidae. Gene Ontology annotation, molecular function: sodium:potassium:chloride symporter activity. The record is from RefSeq and is a predicted model, not a curated record. Gene Ontology annotation, cellular component: membrane. The transcript is spliced from 19 exons. The coding region runs from base 28 to 3120 and encodes 1030 amino acids.